CACACACAAAUUCACUCAACUUGCCAAUCCUCUAAAAAGCCACACCUCUUUCAACCUAUCAUUCUAGAGAAACUAAAGUGAAAGUUCAUUUCUGCACAGUCACUGUGAGUGAGUGUUGUACAAUGGCUGAAUUGAGGGUUUCUGUUGAGCUGGAUCAGUUUAAAUGUCCAAUCUGCUUGGAGCUUCUGACCAAUCCUGUGUCUAUAAACUGUGGACACAGUUUUUGCAAGAGCUGUAUCCAGCGCAAAUGGGAUGGAGAUGCGAACACAGGAGUAUACAGCUGUCCCUUAUGCAGGCAGAAGUUCUCUUCAAGACCAGUGUUUGGACAAAAUGUCAUGCUUGCUGAUAUGGUAGACAGAAUGAGGAAGAUGAGCUCUAACUCAGCUAGUAGACAACCGGCUGAACCUGAUGAUGAACAGUGUUAUGCCUGCAUUGAAAAAAAAUACAAAGCUAUUAAGACCUGCCUGGUGUGCCUCGCGUCUUACUGUGAAGUGCACAUUAAACUUCACAAUGAAUUGAACCCAGGAAAUAGGCACAGGGUGAUCAAUGUCAUAGGUAAGCUUGAAGACAAAAUUUGCAAAAAUCACCGCAAACUCAAAGAUGCUUAUUGCUGCGAAGAUCAGAGAAGUGUGUGUGUAGAUUGUGUAAGUUGGAAACACAAUGGACACCAUAUUACCUCGAUUUGGGAAGCAAGACAUAAACAGCAAGAGCAGCUAAAUAAUAUACAAAUGAAAGUUAACCAGAGAAUCCAGGAAACAGAAAACACACUGAAGACACUCCAAAAGGCUAAAUAUGACUUUAAGAAGUCAUCACAGGCUCUGGAGAAAGACAAUGAGAAAACCUGUGAAGAACUGAUCAGCUACAUUAGGAGACAACAAUUUGUGAUCAGAAAUAUGAUUAAAGAAAAAGAGCAGAAAGAAAUACAGAGAUCAGACAGCAUUCAGAAGCAACUUCAGAUGGAGCUUGUUGUCUAUAAAAAUAGAGCAGAUGAACUGGAGCAGCUUUUAUGGACAGAGGAUGACAUCUACUUCCUCCAGAGAAUGUCUCAACUUUGUGCAGCAUUCGAGUUUCUGGCUCUACCAAAUAUCACAGUCAAUGCAUCUAUCUUUGAAGAUAUGAAAAAAUCUGUGUCUAACAUGAAAACUCAAGUAGCACAGCUGUGCAAGCAUGAUAUAAAGAUAUCCAUAACAGACAUCCAGCUAAUUCAGACUUCAGCUCCAGUAAUAAGAAAAGAUUUCCAAAGAUAUUUCCAACCUUUGACAUUGGACCCCAAAACUGUUCAUAAAAAUCUCACCCUGAGUGAUAAUAACAGCAAGCUGACAUGGACAGAUGGUGACAACAACUACAGAUUUAUGCCAGAGAGAUUUUCAUACUUAGCUCAGGCUCUUUGCAUGCAGGGUUUGAGUAAAUGCAGCUAUUGGGAAGUUGAAUGGGGAGGUCCACAGGUCUACAUAGCAGUCGCAUAUAAAGGGGUUUUCAGACAAGGAUGUUCCAGCUGUUUGGGUCUUGGACAUAAUGAAAAGUCAUGGAGUUUGUGCUGUAGCCCUUCCAGGAGCUACGUCUGUCAUAACUAUAAAGAAACUGAUGUUCAUGUAAAAGUCUUCCAAAGAAUUGGAGUUUAUCUGGAUUAUGCAGCAGGAACUCUGUCCUUCUACAACGUGUCUGAUACCACAAUGUACCUCAUCCACCAAAUCAAGGCCAAGUUUUCUGAGGAACUGUACCCUGGUUUUUGGGUGUUUGAUGGUUCAUAUGUUAGACUGUGUCAUUUUAGUGAGAACGUGGCUCAUUGGAGCAUUGUAAAAGGCAUUAAAGAUAAAAGUCAAGUGAAAUGCAGAGUAAUGUCUCAGUUUUACUUUUUAGGUUAUAACGACUCAGAUACGGAUAAUACCUGAAGGUAGGGAACGGAGAAGUCACGUCGAUGACCGACGAAUUGGGAGCUCGCUAGAGAGACCAAUCUGCUUCGAGUGUAACUAAGAGCCAGUAAACAUUGGCAUGCAGUAUUUGCAUAUGCCGGCCAUGCCCAAUAAAUUAUAUUUAAUAUUUAAGUACAUUAAACAUCUAGGUUUUUUUUUACUUUUACUUAAGUAAAAAGUACUUUUGUACUUUUACUCAAGAAAAGUGAAAGUACACAAUUUUUAUGUAAUUAGGUAUUAAAUUAAUUUUAAUAUGCAAUAUAAAAGGAAUACAUAGUAAACAUUUUUUAGUAAAGUAAAAAAAAUUUCCAAGACAAACACUCUGAUAAAGUACAGAUGCUUGGAAAAUUUACUUAAAAUACUCAAGUAGUGUCCGCCUCUGGCAAUGGUACAGUAACCAUGGCAAGGGGACACGACCUCUUUGUUCCCUAGGAUCCUACCUUAGAUCCUCACGUGCAGAAUGUUUUUAUUAUUGUGUUUUUUUAGUUUUAUUCCUAAUCAUUUAUUUACAUAAUCAUCAUAAUCAUUUUAAAAUCAUUAGUUAUCCAUAAAAUUGUUUAUUUGAUUAUUCAAUAUUAUUAUCCAUUUCAUUAUUAUAUUUUUUAUCAUUACAUUAUUGUUUACUCAUUUAUAUAGUUUAUUUAUUUAUUCAUUAAUAUAUUAAUUAUGUUUAUUCAUUUAUUCAUUUAUUAUUAUAUUUCUAUAUUUUAUUCAUUUAUUCAUUAUAGUUUCUAUGUUUCGUAUGUCUUAUUGAUUUCAUUGUUGUUCAGUCUUAUUUUUUUUUUCUUGGCCCGCCACCACCCCCCCUCUUCGGAGGACAACUUUAUUUUUUAAUAAAGCAAAUUAUUUACACAAUACAUUACAAUAUAGACAAUAGAUUUUUAUACAGUGCAUUAUUCGUCCUACCAUAACCAUUCAAGCAGUUUAGUGAAACCCUGGGUACAUGGGGGGGGGAUUGUAGCACCACAUACAUAGUGUAACAUGUAACAUAUACGACAAACAGAUAACAGAGACAAGACAAUUGACAGUUGCUACAAGAACAUGUUAUUGAUGGUUGGUUGAGUAUAAUGAUCUUGAGUAAGCUCUAUACAUUAAUCUGAGGUUCACAUUCGUUAGUUUGAAAAGGGUUGGGGAAAAAAAAAAAAUAUGUUAUGCAUGAGCAUGAAUAGUGUGUUCCUAUGAAAGACAAUAAAUAAACUAACAUAACAGAAGAUGGAAAAGGUAGAUAUGUGAAGGGUAAUGUAAAUGGUAAUGUACGCGGCUUGUAGUUAUGUUUUUGUGUUAAGAAAUGUUAAUAAUGGGGACCAGAUGUCUUCAAAAGCAGAUAUCUGCUUCCUUCUGUAUGCAUUAUGUUUUUCGAUUGAAAUGUGUUCUGAAAUUAAAUUUAUCCAAUGAUUGAUGUUGCAAGAUUUCUUGGAUUUCCAGUUUUGAAGAAUUACUUUCUUAGCGACAGCUAGAGAGAUGAGCAAUGGAUUCCUGUAUUUUUGUGAGAUUUUGAUUUCAGAGAGGUCGCCUAUGAGACAGAGUUUUGGAGAUAGUGGGAUUCUGUGACUCAGGACAGUGGAUAGUGUCUCAGUGACUGUAACCCAAAAUGAAUGAACUGGUUGGCAUUGCCACAUGGCGUGCAAAUAGUCAUCUAUGCUGCCUGAAGUGCAUUGUGAACAAAUGUUGGUGUUGUGUAGGCCCAUUUUGAACAUUUUACUUUGGGUGAUGUGAGUUCUGUGAAUGACUUUAUAUUGUAUAAGCUGCAGGUUUGUGUUAUCGUUCAUGAAAAAUGUGUUCCUACAGAUUUGUUCCCAGUACUCAGGGUUGGAAGAGAAGGCCAAGUCAGUUUCCCACUUGGUAUUUGGGAUUGUGAUUGUUGUGUUUUGGUUAGAAAUCAUUGUGUAUAGCUGGGAGAUUAAUUUUUUGAAAAUAUUAAUUUUCAUAAGUUCUUCUGUAAG
Messenger RNA from Misgurnus anguillicaudatus (oriental weatherfish), 3856 nucleotides. Its product is annotated as tripartite motif-containing protein 16-like. Lineage: Eukaryota; Metazoa; Chordata; Actinopteri; Cypriniformes; Cobitidae. Gene Ontology annotation, molecular function: protein binding; zinc ion binding. The record is from RefSeq and is a predicted model, not a curated record.